AUGGACUUCAAGAUUGGAAUUAUCGGAGGAACUGGUCUUGAGGACCCAAAAAUAUUUAGCAAUACAGAGAAACACAAAGUGAGUACACCAUUUGGUUCUCCAUCAGAUGUUCUGAUCGAAGGGAAAGUAGACGAUAUCACUUGUAUUCUUCUGUCACGUCAUGGUCGUGGACAUGACAUAUCCCCAACAAAUAUUAAUUAUCGAGCAAAUUUGUGGGCUCUUAUGCAACAGGGAGCAAAGGUCAUUCUGUCUACUGCGGCAUCUGGAAGUUUAAAAGAAGAACUCACACCGGUUCUAUAUGUUCCUAAUCUGUUGUUUGAUUUCGGAACUUUCAAACGCGAAGUAACAUUCCAUGAUGGUAAGGAUGGCCAUCCAAAAGGUGUCUGUCACAUUCCCAUGCACCCUGCAUACAAUGAGAAACUAAGACAGGUCCUGAUCUCAUCCGCAGAAGAACUCAAAUAUAAGUUUUUCAAAACCGGAACUGCACUAUGCAUCGAGGGGCCGCGAUAUUCUUCUCGAGCUGAAAGUGAAGUGUAUCGAGGCUGGAAUGCUGAUAUUAUUAACAUGACUGUUUGCCCAGAAGUUUAUCUGGCAAAAGAAUUGGGUAUUCCGUUUGCAACAACUGCUAUUUUAACGGAUUAUGAUUGUUGGAGAGAUGGCGAGAAGGUAUCGGUUCAUUUGGUGGAUCAAAGGAUGCGAGAAUGUUCGGAUAAAGCUAAAACUCUCUUCGUUACAGCAAUCAAAAAAAUUGGAGCAAUGCACUGGGAUGAUGAAAUAAUGGAAGCUAAGAAAACAGCUCGAGCGGGGGUGAUGGUUGACGAGCAUGUAGUCUUCGAUCAUUUGAAAUAUUAA
Loa loa (African eye worm) is the source of this 852-nucleotide messenger RNA. Its product is annotated as S-methyl-5'-thioadenosine phosphorylase MTAP. Gene Ontology annotation, molecular function: S-methyl-5-thioadenosine phosphorylase activity. Gene Ontology annotation, biological process: nucleoside metabolic process. Lineage: Eukaryota; Metazoa; Nematoda; Chromadorea; Rhabditida; Onchocercidae. The transcript has 8 exons. The coding region runs from base 1 to 852 and encodes 283 amino acids. The record is from RefSeq and is a predicted model, not a curated record. Gene Ontology annotation, cellular component: cytosol.